Hyposmocoma kahamanoa is the source of this 3241-nucleotide messenger RNA. Its product is annotated as sodium-coupled monocarboxylate transporter 1. The transcript is spliced from 14 exons. Gene Ontology annotation, biological process: transmembrane transport; sodium ion transport. Bases 667 to 2745 code for a protein of 692 amino acids. The record is from RefSeq and is a predicted model, not a curated record. Gene Ontology annotation, molecular function: symporter activity. Gene Ontology annotation, cellular component: membrane. NCBI's taxonomy places the organism in Eukaryota, Metazoa, Arthropoda, Insecta, Lepidoptera, Cosmopterigidae.
GAAAACUGUACUUGACCCGUUUGUUCGUAUACACUCUGCUUUACGGUACGCAAAAUGUAGCGGAAAAUAAGCAGUUCGUAGAUUAUACUGUAAUGCAGCAUGAACAUAACAAUUUCCCGCAUCUAUGAUCAGUAAAGCCUUAUGAAUCCAACGCGAUAAACAUUGUCAAAUGAAAUAAAAAAUUGAAUUCUAUUUAUCAAAUCAAUAUCAUGCUAUGAACACGCUUCACAGACUUACAAUUCCUAUACAUAUUAUGUAGUGAGUGAUCGAUAAGUGCGUACGGCACCUAAUUGUUUUAUGGAAAAAUUUCAAAAUAAUGUUUUGAUGUGAAAUAUUGACCUUCGACCUAACUCGUGUGUAAAUACUAAGAACACUAACACAGCGCUGAAUUUAAUGCUAGUGGUUUUUAGACGAAGAAACCUUCUUGGAAUAUAAAAUAUUUGUAUGUGACGCGUCCCAGUGACGAACCGUUGCGUCUUCAGUCUUAAUUACCUAUAAUUGGUGUGUUUGUGGAUACAUCACAUCACGGCGGUGUUUCAUCCAUACAGCACGCUCCUAACAUCCAGAAUAUCGGAAGAUAACGUUCCUUCCGUUCUAGAACAUGUAUAAAAGUAUCAGCAAUUCGAAGUUUUCUGCGUGACCGACGUGUUGCAGGACGUAGUGAGGAUGGCAUCAAAACGAUUUUGUAAAAGCUUAAAUUUUGGACUGCAUUUUAGUUAUAAGGAUACGUUAUUGACUUUGGUACUGUGUUGGAGUUUGUGUUCGCCUCUUGCAUCAGCAUCGCCUAGCUUGCCGAAGACAGUAACACUAAGAACAAAUGAAUCAUAUUCUGUGAAGAAUGAGAGUCAAAUAAAUGAAUUAUUUCACUGGGAAGAUUACAGCGUAUUGGCUGCUAUGCUCAUAGUGUCUUGUGGCAUUGGUGUGUUUUAUGGAUACUUCGCUGAGCAGCAAACCACAGGAGAUGACUUCUUAUUGGGCGGGUCGUCCAUGGGGACAUUGCCGAUGGCUUUAAGCCUAGCUGCAAGUUUCAUCACGGCGAUCGAGCUGUUGGGCAACCCAGCAGAGAUGUACAUGGCAGGGGCACAGUUCUGGAUGAUCUGCGUCGCGUUCAUGCUCGUUGUACCGAUAACCAGCCAGCUGUAUUUACCUGUCUUUAUGAGGCUGCGACUAACUUCUUGCUACGAGUAUUUGGAAGUGCGUUUCUGCAAAUCUAUCCGCGUGUACGCAAGCGCUCUCUACAUGCUACAGAUGAUAUUGUAUACGGCCGUAGCGGUGUAUGCGCCGGCGCUCGCCUUAUCCGAUGUUACGGGCCUAAAUACUUAUCUAGCAGUCUCGCUGGUGUACGUGGUGUGCAUUUUCUACGCUUCGCAGGGAGGCAUGAAAGCAGUGAUAAUGACAGACACGUUCCAGUCGGCGGUGCUGAUUGGAUCGCUGGCCGGUGUGCUGGCCAUGGCAUCAACGCAAGUUGGGGGCCUGCAACACGUCCGGGACCACGCACGACAAACCAACAGAUUACAUUUCUUCGAUAUGAACCCUGACCCUACGGUGAGGCACUCGUUCUGGUCGGUUGUCGUUGGCGGCACCUUGUACUGGACCAGCAUGUUCUGCGCCAACCAAGCUUCAGUUCAAAAGUACUUAUCAGUGGAACGCAUAUCCCAAGCGCGCGUAGCGCUAUGGGUGUCCGCCAUCGGCCUCACUGCCAUCUACUCCGUCAAUUUCAUCACUGGCGCCGUUCUAGCCACGCAUUAUGCUGAUUGUGAUCCAAUUCAGGCUGGAAUAAUUAACGCGUCGGACCGACUGCUUCCACUGUACGUGGUUCAGCAACUAGGCUCGGCGCGUGGGAUGCCCGGGUUCUUCGUUGCUGGCAUCUUUGCGGCUAGUCUUGGGACUGUAGCAUCAGCACUGAAUUCCUUAGCCGCCAUUGCGUGCCAAGAUUUGGCAACAGGACUUCUUGGCAUAAGAUUACCUGAAAAUAAGGGAGCAACAAUAGCACGAUGGGUGUGCCUGGCAUUCGGUGCGUUGUCAUUCGCGCUGGUCUUCUUGGUGGAACGACUAGGGCCUGUUCUACAGCUCGCAUUGUCGUUCAACGGCAUGGCGGGUGGAGUGUCUCUUGGACUCUUCAGUUUGGGCAUGCUGUUCCCGUGGGCUAACGCUAAGGGGGCAGUUGCUGGUGGAGUCUUCGGACUUCUGCUGGUGGUAGCAGCAGGCGGAGGAGCCCAAAUGGCUCAAAUCGCUAUGCCGCAGCUGGCGACCUCGGUCAAGGGCUGCCCAGCUUCUUUCAACUUGACUUCGCAAAUGAUAAUCACUACCACAGAAAACCACGACGGAGCUGUGUUCUGGUUAUUCAGAGUGUCGUAUCUCUGGUACUCUGGGAUAGGAUGCGUUGCGACUCUUCUGGCCGGGCUGAUCGUGUCCGUAGCAACGGGUGUCACAGAUCCCUCACAAGUUCCCAUAGAUCUAAUCUCUCCACCCGUUGUCACUUUACUCAACUCACUACCUAAUAAAAUUAAGAAAAUGCUGAAGGUUCCCAUGCGAUUUGGUUCUGAACGGCGACGCAGUUCAAGCAUACGACCUCCUGGCGUAUUUGAUGACAAAGACACGAGACGACGACGACGACUCUCCGAGAUGGCAGGUGGCGUGUUCUACAGUGAUACGGGAAUCACUUGCGGCCAUGAGAACCUAGCGCUAGGCCUCGAAUCAGAGAAACCUCAGCCAGAAGAACGCAACUUACAUACAAGGUUUUAAUACGUGUACUACCGCAGUAUACAAAGACUGAUAUUACGUGAACUGCCACAUUGCACUUGGUUCGACUAUGAAAUUGCUAUCAGCUUUACAGGCCCAGGAACUAAUAUGCGGAACGACACGCAUUAACGAUUAGCGCAUGAAGAGGCAAUAAUUCCGUUACAAAAAGCUGCAACGCUGCCGCUGACUGCAAAUACACAAUCGUUAAGUACUCUGUGGUACAGUCUAUGUAAAUGCAAAUUGAAAAAUCAGCAUCUAAUCAGUCAAAGCAACUACAACCAAAGACAUCCCAACGAUAAAUAAAAAUUUAAUAAGAUGUAGAAUUAGAUCUAGUGGCUUUUAUGUAAAAUAAUUGUAGAUCAUAAGAGUAUAUGUUAGUUACCGAAAAUGUACAUACGAUAUUGAACCUCGUACUUAUAUUUUCAAACUGCACUAAUUAAAGUUUUAUAACCAUGACUUCCGAUGCAUGACUUAGUGAGUUUAAUAAUAAAUUGUAAUC